Cladocopium goreaui is the source of this 807-nucleotide messenger RNA. Lineage: Eukaryota; Dinophyceae; Suessiales; Symbiodiniaceae. The record is from the annotation of a GenBank genome assembly.
UUCAAAGGUAGAGAGUUAGGGUUGACUGAAGCCUCAACCCACACUGCAACGCGGCCACCUGUGCCGUGGAAUUUUUCAGCCGCAGAUUUGCUGUGGCCAUGCCCGCCAUGCCCUGCUGUUUUAGCUUCUUCCGGUGCCGCUUCCCGGAUGACCUCGAUGAGAGGGGAACAUUUCAGAUCUCCUUGCAGAGACGCGCAGGUCAGGCGCUGGGCAUCAUGGCAGCCUACUGCCCUGACUAUGAUGGCUUGGUGAUCGAAGGCUUGACAGAAGAGUCGGACACGGCCAUUGCCCAAUGGAACCAGGAACAUCCUGAGGCGGAACUGCUGGCAGGUCUGGCCAUUAUGGAGGUUAAUGGCCGACGCAAGGGCGAGGAGAUUAUGGCAGAGCUACGACCUGGCCGCGCUGAGACCUUGGAGAUGCGGGUGACGCAGAACCUGACGCCGGUGCAGUGGACAAUCCUGCGCGAGGCGAAGCGUAAGAAACGAUGCCUCAAGCGAGCCGAGGAGGUCGAACGGCUGCUGGAGCUCCUGGUGGUGGGCGGCGACAGGGAUGCACCGGAUGAAUGCUGCUCCAUUUGCCUCGACAAAUUGCACGGCAGUGUCAUCGUGAGACUGCCUUGUGGCCAUCACUUUCACAAGAUCUGCACAGCCAAAUGGUUCGCGUCAGGGAAACGCAAGCUGCUACCAAGCAAGAUUUUUGGUGCCAGAUGGUCCAGUGACACGAACAUCUACAGUAACAACUGGACCAUGUGGGACGCCACCCCCCGAAGAUGUGAGGUAGGUGUUUGCUAGUAUAUUUCACCAUGCU